Coniosporium apollinis CBS 100218 is the source of this 2199-nucleotide messenger RNA. RefSeq lists its product as uncharacterized. The coding region runs from base 1 to 2199 and encodes 732 amino acids. The record is from RefSeq and is a predicted model, not a curated record. NCBI's taxonomy places the organism in Eukaryota, Fungi, Ascomycota, Dothideomycetes. The transcript has 19 exons.
AUGUCGUCGCUCGCGCCUUUCAAGAACUCCAUGAGACUUGGCAUGGGUUUCAACUCAUACACGCAAAACGUCUGCGUUGAUGAUGCUGUGAUUAUCACUUCGACAGUCACAAUCGAGGAAAAGCAAAAUGGCUCUCAGAACGUGACAUAUGUCAGCGACUUCAUAGACAAAUUCAGUGAUAUCACGGACAGCAUGAAUAUCUCCGGAUCCGUGGAAAUCAAAUAUGGGCCCAUUGCUGGAGGGGGUAAAGGAUCGUACCUCGAUGUUGAUAAAUUCAAAGAAAGCGAUAUAAACUUCAUGAUCAAAGUCGAUGUCGUUAACCAAACGAUUGAGACGGACAAGCGUACCACAAAAUUCAACAGAAUACCGAAUUCGAAACCUGCAAACUUCAACGCGGUCUACGGCGACUCCUUCAUCUCAGGUUGGCAGGAAGGCGGAGUCUUCCAUGGGAUCGUGUCAAUGAAGGUCUUGGAUAAGUCGAAGCUGACCGAAAUCAAAGCAGAUGCACACGUGGCCUUGGAAGUCGGUGCCGGCAGCGUGAAAGCCAACGCAGCCGUAGAAUUGGCUAAGAGUAACCUCACGAAAAACACAGAGAUUACCAUCUGGGUUAACUGGUCUGGUGGUGGGCAGAUCAAGAAAGAGGAGGAGCUGUGGACCAUCGAUAGUCUUACAGCCGCUGCCGCACGAUUUCCAGCGCUCGUCGCGAAGACGCCUCAAUAUACGCAUGCUAUUGUCACAAAAUACACUGCAUUGCGAAGCUUCCACGUGACCUUUGGAGAUAUAAGUCCGCUGUCGUACGAGAAUGCUGCAGCUUUCACCAACUUGUUCUUCGUCGAAUACCGGCAGCUUUUCAAGGAGCUAACCCGGGUCUUGGAAGGCGUGUCUCAUGAAAAGAUCGAGUUUGUUCCCACCGACGCCGCUCGGCGUCUGCCGGACGCGUUUGAGGCAUCGAUGGAAGGCUUGCUAGAAGCCCGAAGCGACGCCUUUGCGCAGAUGAACGCAAUCAACACCUUGGUCGAUCAAAUCGAGAUGAAUCCUGCGAUCGUCAAAACAUUCAACAAGAAGAACCCGGCCCCUUAUGUGGAUCCGGUCCACUGGAAACUCAGGAUUCCGAAAACAAGGCCGGUCGCCACCUCUCAGGGCAAGCCGGUGCCUAUUCUCCCACUUAAAGGAGGCUUAGAAUUCUUUGCCCGCGGAGCAGACGGUGGCCUCUGGCACAAAGCAGUUGUGGCGGAUCAUGAGUCUGCGACCGAAGGUCCCGGAAUGUGGAAUUACCAUGGCGACAGUAUCCUCUUGAACAGUGCAUGCGAUCCCGCAUGCGCCAUUAGUGCUACCGAAGACAAGAUUCAACUCGACGUCUUUGUGGUUGGGGCAGAUUCUAAAUUAUACGAGAAGCACCAGGCCAACAACGACCAGUGGACAUCUCUCAAUCUCCUUGAACCCGCCAAGGACCUGUACUUUACCAGCGUAGCUGUACUGGACGGACAAGACCGUGGCGGCGAUCGACUGGAUCUCUGCGCAAUCGGCGUCACUGGGAAGAUGUACUGGGUGUCCCGCCAAGCAGGCAAAUGGAGCAUGAUGCAGCAGCUGGGCGACGCCCGCUUUAUCGGUACUCCGACAAUGGUACUCAACCGCGGCAAUGCUAGUCUCAACAUCUUCGCCGUUACCACCGAGUACGACAUGGCCUUCAACUUGCUUCCCUCCGGUACCGAGUCCUGGAGAACCUGGAGCGUGUUGCCCGCCACAUGGGUCCGACCCGAUACGUACUUCGCCGCGGUCUGGGCGCAAGCGGGUGGUGAUUUCACAACCCAGCUAGACGUCUUCACUAUCGGCAGUGGGGAGGGUUCGUUGUGGGAGUCACAAUGCGUCAAUGACCAAUGGCGUGAUGGGACGGGAUCUCAUUUGUCCCUCAACAAGAGCCAAGCACGAUCUUCGAUUGCAGCUAUUUCGUUGGGCCCUGGACGCGAAGAGCUCUUCGUGGUCGCUGAAAAGGGCGCCUUGUAUCAAAGCACUUGGAAUCGCGAUGCAGGAACCAGCUUUGAGAAUAGCUGGAAGAAGAUCGCUGAUGGACCGUUUCGCUCAACGCCCGUCGUUGUAAAACCAGGCAACCAUCUCGAAGCCUAUGUGGUGGAUGCGUCUGGUAAGCUGGUGCAGCUAGUCUUGACCGAGGAUGGAUGGGGUAGCGCCAAUCGCGUGUGA